Molecule: messenger RNA, 2195 nt
Organism: Carassius gibelio (silver crucian carp)
Lineage: Eukaryota; Metazoa; Chordata; Actinopteri; Cypriniformes; Cyprinidae
Gene: rad21l1
Product: RAD21 cohesin complex component like 1
Exons: 13
Coding region: 177-1847 (556 amino acids)
Biological process (GO): mitotic sister chromatid cohesion; synaptonemal complex assembly; replication-born double-strand break repair via sister chromatid exchange
Cellular component (GO): cohesin complex; synaptonemal complex
Molecular function (GO): chromatin binding; protein binding
Source: RefSeq, a predicted model, not a curated record
AAAAACAAAACAAACAAACGCUAACGCUAUAUAAGAAAUUUAGAGUGACAGCCGGAACCCAAGUGCAACAUCUAUUAACAAAAAGCUAUUUCUUAUGUUACCGUGUGAAUCAAUGACUUUAUUUAAAUACACAGCGCUGUUAAUAAGUUCAUUAAGUUACAUCUCCACAGUCUCUCAUGACGGCUUGUAUUUUCUUAGACACGCCACACAUCACGAUGUUUUAUGCCCAAAUCUUCACCUCCAAACGAAGCACAUUAGCCAAGAUAUGGCUCGCAGCCCACUGGGAGAAGAAAAUAACCAAAGCACACGUGUUUGAAUGUGACCUAGAGACCUCCAUCAAGGAGAUCCUAUCGCCCCAGAUUAAAAUCGGUCUGCGAACUUCAGGUCACCUUCUUUUAGGAGUUGUCCGGAUAUACUCGAGGAAGACCAGAUACCUUCUCACAGACUGCAGUGAUGCAUUGGUCAAAAUCAAUGUGGCUUUCCGGCCAGGACAGACAGAUCUGCCUGAGGGUGCGAUGGAGGCCACGUUAAAAACUAUCACUCUACCAGAGGACUUCACUGACUUUGACUACAAACUGCCUGAUCUCAACACUAUUGAUGUGGUCGAUCACUUCUCUUUGAAUCAGUGCCGGACUGAAGAUAUUACUCUCAAAGAGUCCUUUGAGAACCACUUUCUCACCAUGGACCGAAUUGGUGAGGAAAUCCAGUCAUAUCAAGGAUUGUUUGAUCAGAGUUUCAGUGUUCACGGCGACUGCUUUGGUGAUGAAGAAAUGGCUGUCGACCUCAUCGAUUUUAUAGCAAAUACUACAGAUGCUGCUGUGGUGCCUGAUCUCUGUGAGGACACCCCUAAUGAGUUACCAGCUACACCUCCUCCUACCGCUGUCACCGCUGCAGGAAAUGAUGAACAUUCCUGUUUAAAGGGUAGGACCAGUCCAGCCCUGACUGAGACCACUUUUCUGGUAAAUCCAGAGGAAGGCUUUGCUCUUGCACCUGUUGCUGGCACACCAUCUCCAGCAAGGAAAAGAAGCACGAGGAAGCGGAAGCUAAUUAUUGACCGGUCAAAGGAGCUCACAAACGAUGACAUCAGGAAUCAAUUGACUGACUGCUCUGACCUUUUAACCCCAUUGGAGAUAGCCCCGCCCACUCGCCAGCUCAUGGAGUGGAGGGAAAAUGGAGGAGUGAAGCAGCUUUUCUCCAGUUUUUGUCUGCCAUUCAUUCACCCUGAAUUAAAGCAGCUGUUCCCUUGUGGCACACCACGUAGGAGACCAGGUUUGGAGGGAGGAGCAAGACAGCAGACUGACCAUGAGGAAAUAGAGCAACCUAGAGAGGCAGUCUGGGAGAGCACUGCUCAGCCGGUGCUGGAUGACUGGAGUUUGUUGCAGGAGUCUGUUGGUCCUAAUCAACCAGCAGGUGAAGACACUACUGUAGAAGCAUCUAUCACUCGUCCAGGACCUCCACCUCUGUGGAACACCACCAGUGAGGAGAGUAGGUUGGAGGUGUCAUAUCCAGAGCCUCUCUCUGACACCUCCAUGUUUGUUCAUCCAUCUGGAGGGAUAAGGGAAACCCCAGUGACACAGACACAGUCUGCUUUGAAUAGCCAGGAUGUGGAGGAUAAGAGAAUGACCAGUCGGGCACACGACCUCCUCCAAGCACUCAAAAGACAAGACUCUUCUCCCGAUGCCGUGUACAGUCUGCAUGCUUUAUGUGAGAGCAGCAAUCGUUCAUAUGUGGCAGCCAUGUUUUUCUGCCUGCUGGUGUUGAGGAAACAACAAAUCCUCAACCUGCACCAGAGCGCCCCAUACAGUGACAUCAUCGCCACACCUGGGCCUCUCUUUUCCUCUCUCUAGAGCUGGCAGCCAUGAAGCAACGGAGGGAAACCCUUUAGAGACGUUAGAGCUCAUUAAAGGACUUUGCGGUGUCAUACAUGUUUUUGGUUGGAAGAAAAUGUGAUAGAUUUCUGUCAAAAUUUUGACAUUGUGUUUGAAAUUCCCAUAGAGACCUUCUCAAAAAAUGUCUCUGGUCUAUGAAACGUGUUUGUAUAGUGUUAUACUGUUUCUUAAAUAUAUAUAUAUAAUUCUCAGAGCUGUAUGAUCUGGGUUAUGGUUGAAAAUUACUGUAGAGUAGCACACAGAUAUCAAAUGAACCUUAAUAUGAUUGUUUCAGUUUAACCAAUUUCAUGAACUAAAUUAACUAAA